Messenger RNA from Acanthosepion pharaonis, 630 nucleotides. The record is from the annotation of a GenBank genome assembly. Lineage: Eukaryota; Metazoa; Mollusca; Cephalopoda; Sepiida; Sepiidae.
AUGAGAUGGAGAAGUUUGGUAGCCCUAUCAAUCGUGUCUGACAGCAAGGCAAGAUCAUCUAUGUCUGUUAUUCUUUAUGAUCUUUCUUUCUUUCUUUCUUUCUUUCUUUCUUUCUUUCUAUUGUUUCUUUCUUUCUAUCUUUCUAUCUUUAUUUUUUCUUUAUAUCUAUAUUUCUUUCUUUAUAUUUUUCUUUCUUUCCUUUUAUUUUUCAUUAUUUCUUUCUUUCUUUCUAGCAUUAUGAUCUUUCUUUGUUUCUGUCUUUCUUUAUAUUUUUCUUUAUUUCUUUCGUUCUUUCUUUCUUUCUUUCUAUCUAUCUUUCUUUCUUUUUUUAUUUAUAUCUAUAUUUCUUUCUUUAUAUUUUUAUUUCUUUCCUUUUAUUUUUCAUUCUUUCUUUCUUUAUAUCUAUCUUUCUUUCCUUUUUCUUUCCUUUUUCCUUCUUUCUUUCUUUCGUUCUUUCUUCCCUUUUUCUUUCUCUCUUUCCACGGUUUUUUCUUUCUAUUUAUAUCCAUCUUUCUUUCUAUUUUUAUUUCUUUCCUUUUUCGUUUCGUUUCCUUUCUUUCUUUCUUUCUUUCUUUCUUUCUUUCUUUCUUUCUUUCUUUGUGGGUUUGUCUUGAUCAACCUGACUUUUAA